Molecule: messenger RNA, 1379 nt
Organism: Linepithema humile (Argentine ant)
Lineage: Eukaryota; Metazoa; Arthropoda; Insecta; Hymenoptera; Formicidae
Product: DENN domain-containing protein 10-like
Biological process (GO): protein transport; regulation of early endosome to late endosome transport
Cellular component (GO): late endosome
Molecular function (GO): small GTPase binding; guanyl-nucleotide exchange factor activity
Source: RefSeq, a predicted model, not a curated record
CGUCAGCAAUUUAAACAUAACCUUAAGUUUGUGAUGUGAUAUAGUAACCAAACAUAAUAAUUUGUCAUUAGAUUGGUAAUAUUUAACAACACAUAUGCAGACCAUUUUAUAUAAGACAAAAUAUAGUAAAAUAAAUAUUUGGUAAUCUAAUUAUUAAUACAUAGAGAAUGCCAAAGACUUUAAUGUGUUGCUUGCAGUGUUAUUGUUGAUAUUGGUUGCUAAAUCUCAAAAAGGACCUACAAAUGGCACCAUUGACGGAUUUACUCUCUUGUAGUAUAAUAGAGAAAGAUUGCAAUGGAGAUGUCUUAUGGACAUGGUCAUAUCCUGCAGUAACGGAAUCUCAGAAGACUGUAGUCACGAGAAAAUGCAACUUGAAAUUGGAACAUAAUUCUCCCCAUGUAUUUGUAUGUGCAAGACACAUCCAUGACUGGUUUUAUAUACAUUGCAGUGAAGUUUUUGACUCUGAUAAAUUACCAAAAGUGAAACAGUUUGCAUUGGUCCUUUUUGCAAAGGAUUUCAAUCCACAAAAGUAUGAAGUUCUUUCAAGGGUUCUUAGUAAAAUGUAUUGCAAAACUGGGAAACCAACAGAAAUUUUGCAAUUGUAUCUUUCUGUAUUCACAAAAGGGUCAUGUUCGACACAAGAGAAUGGAACAUUUGUCUCUGAUGAUUUUAAUACUCAUCGUUUUGCAGCCAGUACCAAUGUCAGAGAGUUGAUCAAAACAUUUGAAUUGGAAACAAUUUUAAUAUAUACUGCCCUCUUAUUGAAAAAGAAGAUAAUCAUAUAUCACCAUAGCUUAGAGCAACUUCUUAAGUGGAUAAGAACAUUUCCUGCAUUAAUGAAACAUAGGAAAGUUACUGACAACCUCUUUCCUUGGAUUGACUUGGUAAACGAUGAAUUAAUUGAAUUAAAGAAAUAUUCAUACUAUGUGGCAGGCUGUAGUAACAGUUCAAUAUCAUCAAGGACAGAUUUGUAUGAUCUACUUGUAAACAUUCCUGCUAGAGAAAUUACUGUAGCAUCGCAUGCAAAAGAAAGUCUCACAAUGACAAAAACUCAUAAGGAAAUAGCCUUAUUUAUGGUUCAGUUGUGCGAAAAUCAAAAUUAUACAGAGGCACAAAUUAUAUCUGAGAUAAGUGACAAAACGCAAGAUCUUCUAAAUCAAUUAACUUCGUUAGCAACAGUUCAAACUCCGGAUGGCAGAAAAAUGAUUUCCAUUGAGAUAUUUAGAGAAAAAAAUUUAGCACCGGCAGUAGAAAGUUUUCUUAUUAAUUUAGCUAUUGCUGAAAAUCUUUUUAUGUUGUGAUAAUAUAUAAGCUUUAUGAAUCAAAAUCUGUGAAUGCUGAGACACGAAGAAUAAGAAUAAAUAAUAAGAUUAUCAAUA